UGUCAGAACGUUGUGUUUACAAUCGUCUCAUGCAUAUAUCAUUAUUCAUUAUUUAUAAGUGACGAAAUUAGUCGAAAAACAUGGGACGAAGUCGAUCAUCCUCGCCUCGACGUAGAGACAGAUCCAGAGAUCGUUCGCGAGAUCGAGAGCGUGAUAGGGACCGACGGAGAAGACGCUCGAGGGAAAGACGAAGAAGAUCGGUCGAUAGAGAUCGAGGGAAAUCAAGGGAUCACGAGAGAAAUAGGGAGAGGGAGAGGCACAGAAGAUCAUACUCACGAUCCAGGUCGAGGUCCAGGGACAGGGAUCGCCCAAAACCGAAACAUAAACCAGCCACUGCGGAGAGGCCUGAAUUGACAGAGGCUGAUCUACAGGGAAAAACUCCAGAAGAGCAAGAGAUGAUGAAAUUGAUGGGAUUCUGUGGAUUCGACACGACAAAAGGAAAAAAAGUUGAUGGCAAUGAUGUUGGAGGAGUUCAUGUCAUCUUAAAACGAAAAUACAGACAGUACAUGAAUCGGAAGGGUGGAUUCAACCGUCCACUCGACUUCGUUGCCUAAACUUUUUUAUUUGAAAUACGACUGACUUCGCGUUUUGGUUUCUUCGGGGGCGGCGCAUAGUUCUCUUCCGGGACACUGGAGUCAUCGUCUGGUAGAUCAAGGUGAUCCUGGGUCUCGUUAUGUCUCGUUGUGUUCUGAGUCAUUGUGAUCAUCUGAACAGAAAUUAACAUUUCAUGGUAAAAAAAUAAAUGAGAAAAAUUGAAUUCAA
Messenger RNA from Diachasma alloeum, 762 nucleotides. RefSeq names its product U4/U6.U5 small nuclear ribonucleoprotein 27 kDa protein (gene ytr). Gene Ontology annotation, cellular component: precatalytic spliceosome. Gene Ontology annotation, biological process: RNA splicing. The record is from RefSeq and is a predicted model, not a curated record. The transcript has 4 exons. Bases 81 to 554 code for a protein of 157 amino acids. Lineage: Eukaryota; Metazoa; Arthropoda; Insecta; Hymenoptera; Braconidae.